UGGAUAAUUUUCAAGUUGACAGUUUCUGCAAUAUGGCUGACUGGACGGCUGUAAAGGAACAAGCAGAUGAUCUGAUUGCAUUAUAUACGUCUCGGACAAGUUCACAGAUUAGAAUGAAAGACAAUCAUGAAUCACAAAUAUGGUUUCCCCAAACACCUGGACAUUCAGAUGGAGAAGCCACAUUCUGUACUUCGGAGAAUUUACAGAGUUGUCUCACCUUCCUUGAUCAGGAACUCCAGGUGAUUGGGUUUGCUUCCUUCCAGCCAGAGGCCGGUGUUGCCGUGUCAACAGUUGCCUUGGUGAACAGAUUGUAUGAUAUUCUCAGACUAUACCAGAGAAGCAACAGAUUAAAAGAAGAGCUAGAAAAUAGAUUACACAGAUGUAAUACAGAGCGAGAUCACUACAUAUCCACCAAUGCUAGGUUGAAGAGGGAGAAUGAGGCCGUGGAGAAGAACCUGGCUCGACAAGAGGAGAAACAUAGACAACUGACUCUCAAACACAAAACGCUCACUGCCAAACACAAGACAGACAAAGAAGAGGUGAAGCGCCUACAGUCUGUGCUUCAGCAGAAAGAUGUCCAGGCUCGACAUGAGAUGAAGAAACAGGAGAAGGAAGCCAUCAAACUGAAGGAUCGGCUGCAUCAACUUCUGGCAGAUAAAAAUCCAGCUCGUAAAAUAGGUAUGAGUAUGAUGAAUGUGCUUCAGAGAGCAGACGGUCAGCGAGCCACGUGGCAGAACUCAGGACACAAGAAGGAGGAAGAGAUGUACCAGCUGGUUAUUGACAACUAUGAGGGCAAGCAGAAAGAGCUGAUGGUAGAGAACAACGAUCUCCGCCAGUGUGUGAAGCACAUGCAUCGAGAACUGGCUUCUGUCCUAGACAGAACUUCCAAGUCUCAGCCCAGCCCUCCACCUGAAGCAGAGUUGUCCCAUGAUGCCUUGUCAUCCUCAUCAUCGGAGGAGGAAAUUGACGACGUCAGCUCUGUUGUAUCUUCACGCAUGACAGUUGAUGACCUUGAGUUGUCAGAGGGUCAUUACCAAAUGCCCUAUGACAUUGUCCGAACAGAUUUUGAGAAACAAUUCAAAACAGUAUGCAAGAAAAUACGAAAGAAAAUGAAGAAAAGCGCAGACAUUACUCCUGCUUCAGUGAACAAGAGUAGCAUCCUGCCCACGGUGAGCAAGGCCGAGACAGAUCGGACAAGUGAGGAACUGGAGAGACUGAACUGUCAGAUGAACAAGUACAAGCAGAUCAUCAAACAGCAGGAGGAGCUCAUUCAGCAAUCGAUCCAGUCCCAGACCAAGUCAGUACAGAGUACAUUCCUACAUGAGACUCAGCUCCUGGAUGAGAAGGAAUGUCUGUCAGAACAGAAGAAAUUAUUCUAUCAGGAGAAAGCCAACUUUGAGGAGGAGAGGCGCAAGUUCACAGAGGCAGCAAUUAAACUGGGCAGGGAGAGACAAGCAAUUCAGAAUGAAAGGUCCAAUUUGCUUUUGAAACAGUUUUUCAACCUUACUCCAUUUAAGGAAGCAGCAAGCCCUAGGCCAAAGAAAGAGGGUGCCCGCCUCCUCCCUGCCACACCUUUCUUCUCCCCUGCACCGGGGGGUAAGCCCAAAACUCCGUCCACGACAGACUUCUACAGAAGCCUUGGUAUUACUCCAGUGGUCAACAAAAGCUGUGGAGUGAGAAAAGCAGCAAGCACUGAAUCCGUCCGAACAACAGCAUCCAAGCGUUCAUCUGGCAGCACCCACAGCUCUCCAGCCUCCCUGCAACUCAUGUCCUCAGAUAACAUAGACUCCCUCAGGAUGAAGCUCUUCCAUAAGGCCAAUUCAACAGCUAAAGAUAUAGAGGAUGAAGCAUAGGUUGUCUCCCCUUGGCAGAAUCAACAUAUGAAAAACAGUGAUAGGAAAUGUACAUUAACGUUAGAAAUAUUUUCAUUGUCUGACGAUUAUAGAGCCAAACAUGUAACAGUACAAACUAUUAUGAAAAUGUUUCAUCUCUUGAUUAUAUUGACACAAAUGGCAAAUUAGUAUGGAUGAAUACUUAUGCAUCCUUGGACAAAGUCAACUGUCUUUCAUUCUUCUUUGACAGCAGUGUGAAUGUUGAAUAUUGACUAAAAAUCGGCAACCUGAAUUUUUUUCAGGAAGUGUAAAUACAAAUACUUAUCUGUAUAUGUGUUUAAUGGAGCUUGGUGCUAAUGGCUUUUUGUGUUUAUCAUGUGAACAAGAAGUAGCAAAUAUCUUUCCACUUUUUGAAUGACUUUGCUAGACAGCUCUGUGAUGCCAAUUCAGGAAUAUAUAAGAUAUAUCUAACCACCUUUCCAUGUCCUUACCAUUCCAUGAGUGACUACAUGGUAUCUGCCUUGAACCACGUAAGUUCUUAUAUCGGCAGCAUGCACUAACAUCCUACAAGCCCUGUUUUACAAUAUUUGGACUAAUCUCGUUUGGAAAUUGUGAAUUGUAAAUAGAAUGUUUAUGUGGUGCCUAUACAAAAGUUUUGUAGUGCGAUCUUGUCUGUUGGAUAUUUACAACUUUAGCAUUGACACAAGCAGUUGACAGUGAUAUGCGAUUAACAAGCUGAUGUAUUUUAGUUUGUAUUGAAUUUGUAUUUGUUAUUUCUGUCACAUAUCAAGUAUUUUGUAUCGUGGUGCCAAUGUCAAGACUGAUAUAUAUUGUGUUUGACUGUUUGAUCUCACAGCUAUAAUCAGCUGAUUUGUGUGUGAAUUUGAUCAUUAUCAACCUGAUAACCUGUACAACUAUCCUCUGCUGAAGCUUAAUGAGGGUUGGGAUUUGCUGUUGGUUACCUUUAACUGAUAGUUGCCUCCCUUUGGCUUUGCAGGCUAAAAGUAAACCUGCUCCUUUAUGAUAUGUUACCCUGGUAACCACAUGCACAACAUGCCAAUCACUUUGCAGAGUUUGGGCAGGCCAGGAACUUAUUAUUGUGGCCUUGAUUUCAGGUCCAUCCACCCCCCAGUGUUACCACAUUCUCUUCCCCACACUCAAGUCAUAUCUUCCCCCGUAAAGUCUGUUCUAUUAUGGCCUGUUCAAGGUGCGAGUGUCCAGAAAUUGUGAUUGGUUGCAAGCAGAUUUAGUUGUGCGAUCAGCAACGUUGUUUCAAAAGUGAUCAUUC
Haliotis rubra (blacklip abalone) is the source of this 3120-nucleotide messenger RNA. Its product is annotated as afadin- and alpha-actinin-binding protein B-like. Lineage: Eukaryota; Metazoa; Mollusca; Gastropoda; Lepetellida; Haliotidae. The record is from RefSeq and is a predicted model, not a curated record.